This is a messenger RNA of Capsaspora owczarzaki ATCC 30864, 3147 nucleotides long. Its product is annotated as hormone-sensitive lipase. Gene Ontology annotation, molecular function: sterol ester esterase activity; triacylglycerol lipase activity. NCBI's taxonomy places the organism in Eukaryota, Filasterea, Ministeriida, Capsasporidae. Gene Ontology annotation, cellular component: cytosol. The record is from RefSeq and is a predicted model, not a curated record. The transcript has 4 exons. Gene Ontology annotation, biological process: cholesterol metabolic process; triglyceride catabolic process. The coding region runs from base 1 to 3147 and encodes 1048 amino acids.
AUGGUGCCUCUGAUCGCCUUGCAGUCGACGAAGAGAGCCGAGCUCGGUCGCGCCGUCAUCGGUGCGCUCAAGCACUUGACGCACUCUCCAGCCAACGACGACGGUGACGACACUGCUCCCGAUGCCAACCCUGGACAGCUACAUGCAGACGAGCAUAGUUUGCCUGAAACCGGGUCUACGCACUCGUCCACGGUGCCCGUCGUCACCAUUGAUCCAGUCCCGUACGAGAUUGCAGCAACUGAGGCUGAUCCACAGCAGCCGACUCCGAGCGCCAAGACCAACGCUGCUGCUCUAUACACUCAGACUCACGUCAAGAACCAAGAAGGCAAUGCUAUGAUGGAAUACUCGUCGUCGUCAGAUUCUGCAUCGUCGAACAAUGACGAGUCGAACAAUACGCCAAGAUUGGCUGUUCCGGGCGAAGAUACAAUCCACGUAUCCAACUCGACGGCGGAUUUGCUCUCGCUUGCCAUUCAGCGAAAUGCCAGCAUGCACAGCCUGCCUGCAUCCGAGCAGGAUUCGCUGGCCUCCAUCACGGCAAACUGCAUCGAGGAGUGCCAACCGGAGACCAGGCGGGGCGAGCUGUUGUACACGCCGGCAACGCCAACCUCCGCCAUGUCCUUCACCGACUAUCGCCACGAGUCUGACGACGACGACGAGGACGAGUACGAAAUGCCAUCUGUUGCAGAUGGCGAGGAUGCGACAAGCAAGAAUCGCCAUUUGGGCCAGCGCCUUCACAACAUGCUGCAUGCAACCCACCAGCACGUGCAUCUUCCUCAUCGACAUGGCGGCAAAAUCAUCGACGCGGUAGCAGCAAAAGACGGGGCCCUGACUCCGGAAUCUUCUGGCGACUCGGUGACGGAUGCAGAGGAGAGCUCGCGCGCCUGGCAUCGUGUGCGCGAGUACCAUGGCGACCUGAGCUCGUAUCUGCAGCGCAUCCACGUUGAGCACAACAUUAACGAGCGCACGGCGUGGGCCGCAACCGAAAGUGUGCACGUCAAGCAUCUGCUGGACGAAAUGCUGGGCCUCGCCCAGGACAAUGCCGCGUACUUUCGCAACAAGGCCACCGUCAAGCCCACCUUUGGCAGUCGCCCGCGCGCCGAAUCGGCCGAGCGGUUUGAAAUGCUCUUCUUCCGUGCCCACUCAACCGUGCUGGCCAUUCGGCACGACACCUUUUCGCUGUGCUGGCUCGCGCCACUGUUUGACUUUGAUGAGCAUGUCAAGUCAAGUGGGUACCGCUCCCUCGUGCGCGUCGUCAUGGCUUGCUUGAGCAAGUUGGCCAAAGAGAUGCGUGCGUUUACAUUGAGCCGGGACUCGCUCCUCUUUCGCGCCGACGCCAGCUUUGUCGUCAUGGAAGACUACAUCAAAACGCUCGAACUGCUGAGUGCCAUGCUGAACAUUGCUCUGCGCAUGGCCUCGCUGGGGCACAGCAACAGUGUUUUCCCUGGCGACGCGUCUCUCGGGCCUCUGCCGGCGUCGACCCUUGCCGCAGCCGACUCUCUUCUCGCCGAAGUCGAGGGCAUUCAAUGUGCUCGUUUCUAUGGCCGGAAGUUUGGGUUUCAGUAUUCAAAGCCGAUGCGAACCACCCUCAAGGUGAUUCUGAUUGCCAUGGCGUCGUACAGCUAUGGGUUUAACAAUAACAAGAGCGACCUGGCGCAAAAGGUGUUUGCGCUUGCGUCCAGCCCCUUGUACGUGUUUGGCUCGGAGGAUCGCGCUCGCAGUCUCAGCAAGCAACUCUUGCGUGGCGAUCUUGCCUUUUCCAAGGCGUUCUGGAACUUGACGGAGAAUACGAUGGCCAAGCACGUCUCCAAAGUCGUCUCUGCGAACGUUUCUGUCAACUUUGUCAUGAAGAUUCCCGUCGUUGCGUUGACGUGCCCUGCCGACGAUCCAAGUCGCUAUCCGGCGGGCGGGAAUGUGCAUCUCAGUGUUGAAACGCUUACCAAUGAUGGCUUGUUCGACGUUGUCCAUGCCCGUCUCAUUUCGCACGAGUGGUACGCUGGUCAAAUGUACGAGUGCGCCCACGUUGAGAGAGGUGGCGAAUCCGAGUCGCGCCUCUUCACCAAGGCAAAGCCAAUGUCGAAUGCCUUGAUUGUCCACUUCCACGGAGGCGGCUUUAUCUCUCAGAGCUCCAAGUCUCACGAAAUUUACCUGCGUGAAUGGACACGCGAGCUCGACUGCCCGAUUGUGUCUGUGGACUACACGCUUGCCCCAGACGCCCCGUACCCGCAGGCUCUGUUUGAGUGUCUGUUCACGUACGUGUGGGCGCUCAAGAAUGCGGCGCGGCUUGGUACGACGGCCGAAACGGUCAUUCUUGCGGGAGAUUCUGCAGGCGCCAACCUUUGCUUGACGGUUGCCCUCAAAUGCGUCGAGCUGGGCAUUCGACGCCCUGCGGCGGUCUUGGCGUGCUAUCCGCCGUGCUUGAUCCAGUAUUGGCCUGCCGCUUCGCGCAUGCUGAGUGUGAUGGACGCGCUGCUGCCGACCGCCGUGCUGAAAAACUGCCUCGCUGCGUAUGUGACCGGCACAGACAAGCUUCCAACCACCGUCACCAAGGCUGAGCGCUCCGGACCUCGUCGAACCUCAUCCAAAGCCGACGCUGUCAUUUCCACGGACGCCGGCGAAGGCGAGACAGUCACCGUUUCCGCGAAAACGGCGGCAACGGCAAUGCAGGCCGCAGCCGAGUCUGGAGGCGCAAACGCACCAUCCAGCGCCGGGCCUCCCGCGGCUGGCUGGCGCAUGGAUCCUUUCAUUUCGCCGUUGGUUGCGUCGGAGGAGGCGCUUCGACGUCUGCCGCCAAUCCAGAUUGUUGCUGCUGGGCUCGAUCCGCUGCUGGACGACUCCAUCCAAUUUGCCCGUCGUCUUCGCAGCGUCGGCCACCCGGUCAAGCUGCACGUGUUUGACACGCUUCCCCACGGCUUCCUGAGCUUUUCAAAGAUUGUCGACGAGGCCGAUGCGGCCUGCCGCUUUUGCACAAGGUUCAUGGCUGGCGUAUUUACCGCUGGCCGCUCGCGUGUUGGCACAAAUUUUGCAGCCGCCAUGUCAUCCGCCGCUUCGAAAGGUGCUCACGGUGGUGCCGGCAUGGCUGCCGCUCUCCAGCGCCGGUCAGCGACCGAGAGCGUCGUCCAGCAUAACGAGUUGGCGCCCCAACCGUGA